AUGUAUCUUUAAACUUCAAAAUACCAAGUGCUGUCAAUGAUUGGACAAGGUUCAGCUCAUUAAGUGUUUAAAGCAGAGCAUAAUUUAAGUUAAACAUUAUUUGCAAUUAAAAUGGAAAAAUAUCCAAUGUCUGGCUAAAUAGAUAGUGAAAUUAAAGUCCUUAAGGAAUUAGAUGAAAUAGAAGGAAUCCCUAAAUUAAUACAUCAUGGAAUAACUCUAGAAAAAAAGUAUGAACUAUUUAUCAAUUUAGGAGCUAUCUUAUUCUGCCACUCUUACAUUGUAGCUUACGGGAUUUGACAAAAUCUUAACAAAUAUCCUUAUCUUGUACAUUGGCUAUUGGAUUAAGUCUUAUUGAAACUUUAGAAAAAAUACAUAGGAAAAACAUCUUACAUCUAGAUAUUAAACCAGAAAAUAUCAUGAUAUCAUAAAAAAUACAAAAAAAUUCAUAGGAUAAACUUCUAUAGCCUGGAGUUAUUUAACUUAUAGAUUUUGGCUUAUCUUAGUCUAUAGGAAAUUCAAAAUUCUUAAAAAAUGUAUUUAUUGGUUCGUUAAACUUUGCCAGCAGAGCAUCUCAUAAAGGUGAAUAAUUAGGUUAUAAGGAUGAUUUGGAAAGUCUAUUCUAUGUCUUAAUCUAUUUAAAAAAUUGUAUUUAUGUAUAUUUACAUUAGGUAAAUUGCCUUGGUCUUAAAAACCUUCUAUGGGAUUUAAGAAUAUGGAUAUUAAAUUUAUUGGAGACAUGAAAACUUCCCUCUUUAAUACAAUGACAUUGUGUUCAACAUUUCCUAUUGAAUUCUCGUAGUUUAUGUAAUACAUCGAUGAACUCAAAUAUGAUUAAAUGCCCGAUUAUUCUUUUAUAAAAGGGUUGUUUAUAAAAAUGUUACAAACAACUUCUUUAUCUCCUAGUGUGAAUCAAUUUUUGAAUUAUUCUCCAAUUUAAUCUCUUAAUCAACUAGGAAAUUCUGAAACUUUAGAUAUUCCAGUUGAUAAACAUCUUUUAAAUAACAAUUCUAUUCAAACAUAAAUUCAAGAAGAUAUCAUAGAUACUGAGCCAAUAGUUGUACAUGUAUCUGAUAUGAUUGGUAAAUACACAACUGCUCAAAUCAAAUCAAUUUCAGAUCUAAAAAAUUAAUGA
Molecule: messenger RNA, 1132 nt
Organism: Paramecium sonneborni
Lineage: Eukaryota; Ciliophora; Oligohymenophorea; Peniculida; Parameciidae
Source: the annotation of a GenBank genome assembly